AUGGAUUACUUGUAUCUCACGUUUUGCGUAUUCAACGCGUACUUGUCCUACACCGCCACCAUGCUGAACAUUGUAGCAAUCUACGCGAUCAGAAAGACUUCGCCUUUGUCCAAAAAUUUAAAAACAUUGCUCUUGAGCCAAGCAGUUUCUGAUCUUGGUGUUGGUUUACUAGCUCAGCCAAUGGUUGUUGCACAAGCUAUGGACUCAAAACAAAACAGUGAAACCAAACAUAUCGCUCGUCUUAUCCUAAUGAAUCUCUCGAUGUUUGCGACGAAUCUCUUCAUCUUUGCUACAUUGUUUAGCGUCACGGCUCUCUGUGCAGACAGAUUUUUGGCAAUUCACCUUCACCUCAGAUACCAGGAACUUGUGACUUACAAGCGCCUUGCUACUGUAGUGGUCUCAAUUUGGGUGAUAAGUGCACUUAUUUCACUGAUCAGAUUUUGCCUCCCCAAAAAUAUUAUGUGCGUGAGUUUCGCCAUUAUUGAAUCUGCCUGUAUUUUAACUGCGACUUUCCUGAGCGCCAGACUUUACCUAACUAUACGACGCCACAUAAACCAAAUUCAAGUCCCGCAAGUAGCGCAGAAUGACCAGGGAGAAAGUGUUCAAAGAUAA
Porites evermanni is the source of this 612-nucleotide messenger RNA. NCBI's taxonomy places the organism in Eukaryota, Metazoa, Cnidaria, Anthozoa, Scleractinia, Poritidae. The record is from the annotation of a GenBank genome assembly.